CGAUUCGGUUCAGUGUUACAACCAGAAGAAGUGGACAAUUUUUAUGUAGCAACAACGGACAGCACAACAACACAUAACGCCGGGGGUGGGGGAGUCGCGUCAUCCUCAGCCGGAGCUGGGGGGCAGUUGCAAACUGCAGGGCAAUUUGGCGUCGCGACCGGUUCGUCAUCCAACCGACCUCAUCCGGAGCGAAUGCCCGAGGGACCUCCGCUCACUCGAACCCUCGAUCCCGUGGACGGUGGCGCAAUUGGUUCACCGGUAGCCGCAUCCGGCGCGACGGGGAUUGCUGGUGCCACCAGCAUGAGUGGCCCAAACGCGGGCGCCGCUAAUAACGCCGGCUCAUCAGUGGAUACACGGUCAUAUCUUCUCGAUUUCAAGUGUAUUGACGACACAAAAAGUGAAUCCGAUUCUCUUCUUAAUCGUCGACGGUCGGCUAAUGUUUCAAUGUGUUUCGAUGGGAGCUGCUCUGGUUCCCCGAUGAGUGGACCUUCAGUCCCAGUGACUGCCGGCGUUCCGCUUUCAGCGUCAGUGCCACCACUUGGAGGUUUUUCGGCACCUACUGACGUUGCUCCAGUCUCAAUGGAUCCUAACAACGGGGCUAACGCCUCUCAGAUUCAUGCGUCGCCUGGUGCUGUACGGUCGGGCGGUAUGGGUGUACGACACCAAACGAUGGAAUUCUUCGAACUAUACAGCCAAACCGGAAUGUUGUCACUUUUUGGCCUUUCGCCUCCGUUUGACGUCGUAUCAACAAUAAAUAACGAUGGUUAUCUGUUCAACGCUGAGGAUGGCAUUCGUCGAUCUCUGAUAGUCAGGGAUUCGGAUCUGCCUUCUCUUCUUGAUGAGCGUCUCCAGUCCGUGUACGACCUUCUUCUGGAGGCAGUCCGUGUGUCAGGAGAGAAACCAUUCCUUGGUAGUCAUUCCACACCCAAAGAACCUUUCUCCUGGAUGACCUUUAAGGCGGUUUAUGAACGAGUGUGUGACCUGGGCUCCGGUUUGAUUAAUGUCUGCGGUUUGAAGGGUCGCGAAGGUGGAAACUUCCUUGGCAUCUAUGGCAGAAACUGUGCUGAUUGGAUUAUUUCAGAAUUCGCCUGCGCCACCUAUGGCCUCGUUGCAGUUCCACUUUACGAUACUCUAGGAGCGGAUGCCACAAGGCACAUUUGCAAUCAGACCGAACUGACCGUGUGUGUUUGUGUAACACACGACCUUGUUCACAAACUCCUAGAACUCAAUCUGCCUAAGUUGAGGCACAUUAUUCUCGUCGAAUCAAACGAGAAGACAUUGCAGACGCUGCGCGAUGUGGCUGGUGACCGUGUGCAAAUUCAUGCAUUCGGUGAUGUUCUGGUAAGUGGCUGA
Messenger RNA from Mesocestoides corti, 1353 nucleotides. NCBI's taxonomy places the organism in Eukaryota, Metazoa, Platyhelminthes, Cestoda, Cyclophyllidea, Mesocestoididae. The record is from the annotation of a GenBank genome assembly.